AUGAGGCUCCUCCAGCUACCCGAGUGCAUCCUGAACGAGUUCGAGGCAACGGCCACACCCAAAUUCGCGAUAUUAUCGAACGGCCGAGAUAACAUACAUCUAAGAGGCGGGAAAUUGGACAUAGGGUCAUCAAACUUACACGAAUCUCUCGCCAAUACUUGGAUUACCAGGGCAGCGGACCAUUUGACCCUGCUGGGGAUAUAUCAUGUCUGGGUAGCCGAAGUUUGUAUUAGCUCCGCAGACGAGGAGAGGAACGACGCUGUCAACGGGCUUCAGCAGCGGCUAGAGAAGGCAGAGGUAUGUUUCGUAUAUCUACAUGAUCUGCCCGUUGGGGCAUCGUACGAUCAAGACGUCUGGGCAAAGUGCACUUUCUGGAAGCAGGCUCGGGCCCUCCCGGAUUUGGCAAUUCCUUCCCGUGUGGAGUUCUUCGAUUAUGGAUGGACGCCAAAGGGAUCAAGAGGGUCGGCGGAACUUGCAUCACUCAUCUCAGCCAUCACAAAUAUUUCCACUCGAGUGCUACUCGAUAGCAGCACGCUCACGGAUUUCGGGCUCGGCGUGCGUAUUUCUUGGGCUGCGGGCCGAACGGCGACUCUCGAGGAGGAUCUAAUAUACUACCUCGCCCCCAUCUUGGGUAUUUCUAUUCAAACGCGAUAUGGCGAGGGGCGUGAGCAAGCCUUCCUUCGAUUGCAAAGGAAGGUUCUCCGCGACUGUCGAGACGGAUCCGUGUUUGGAUGGCUUAGCAGCGACGAAAAAGAAGUGCGAGGAAUGUUCUCGAAGUCGCCAGACGAAUUCUCACACUUUUCCGGACCACACAGGAAAUAUCAAUGGGAGGGGCCAUGGCCCAUGUCAAGCAAGAUACGGUUCUGCAACAGGGGACUUGAAUUACAAGUUCAGACAUACAAACUGGAUCCAUAUAUCGUGGUUGAUAUUGGCUGCUCCGAAGCCAACGUCUCGCAGCUCAAGCACCGCCGGGUCGGUAUUCUCCUACGAAACUGGAGUGGUGUUUAUGUCCGAGCCAAACCAGCAGUGCAGUCGGUUGUCUUUAGCACUGCUCCCUUUCAAAUGAUCGACGUUAUUCAGAAUCUAGAUACUCGAACGGCGGCCAAGAUCUACUCCCACUUCGAGUCCAAAGACACCAGUACCAGUCUCAUGAGCAUCAGUCCGGUCGAACAGCACCUUGCCACAGCAUUAGCCAUCAGCACCAGUCCCAGGGAAGUUCUCGAGGCUGGUAGUAUGCGUGGCAUAUCGCCAAAUGAGGAUACCAGAUCCGGAAACGUCACACCGACGUCGGUCCAGCUGAGCCCAGGGGUCAAAAGGGGUCGGUCAGGCCGUCCAAUGUCCUCGCCAGGCAGCCGCCAAGAGCAGGCCGGGCCGUCCUCAAGAAGCUAUAGGAGGUCACAUUCGGACUCUGAGAGCAACAGUGAUUCCGAUUCCAGCAGUGAGUCAGAGUACGACGACUAUGACGAGUACGAAGACGAGGUCAUAGAUCUCGACCCGAACCACCCGCUACUAGCCAUUCUCUCGACUUUAGUCGACUUCGUGUACCGUGAAGGCAAAUCAUGGAUCAGCUCGGCGACAUACACCACACCGCCUCAGGACAGACUCCCUCCCAAGAAGCGAUGUAGGACUAUCGAUGACCAGUCAUUGUCUGCCUUGAUCAAAUACGAAGAGGGGGCAAAUGACAGUCUUAUCGCUCGCCGUUUCGACGGGUUUUACCAUCUGGCAUGCCCCUACUACAUCGCCAAGCCCGAGAAGUACUACAAGUCUUGUCUUCUCGGCCACUCUCUCCAAUCAAUAGAGGAUGUUAUCGGGCAUUUAAUUCAGCACCACAAGGAACCGCCGUACUGUCCUAUCUGCCGACGGGAAUUUGACAGUCCGUGGGUACGUGACCAGCACGUGCGUACCAGAACAUGUACUAUCCAAAAUUCGGGCAAGGUGGAUGGGGUGAACGAACGGCAACGACGCAAGCUGCGCAAGCGAGAUCAGGUGCGCCUGGGCGAAGAAAAACGCUGGACGCGCGUCUGGCAUACCGUCUUCCCCGAACUUGCGCUACCAGAGUCGCCGUAUCUUUAUAAAGGCGUGGAUGUGGCUGUGGCGAUGAUGCGAGACUACUGGGCGACUCGGGGUCCGAAGUUGGCCGAGGAGUACCUGGGCAACGCCACUCAGCUAGACUCACAUGACGUGCAGACUAUGAAUGCCUUCUAUAGGCUGGUUCUGGACGAUUUGUUGGCAAAGGUGUGGGAUGAUGUUGAUUUUCGGAGUGGCGGGGAAGCAACAGGCAACAGCGGGAAUGGUUGA
Messenger RNA from Clonostachys byssicola, 2298 nucleotides. NCBI's taxonomy places the organism in Eukaryota, Fungi, Ascomycota, Sordariomycetes, Hypocreales, Bionectriaceae. The record is from the annotation of a GenBank genome assembly.